Tarenaya hassleriana is the source of this 676-nucleotide messenger RNA. RefSeq lists its product as uncharacterized. NCBI's taxonomy places the organism in Eukaryota, Viridiplantae, Streptophyta, Magnoliopsida, Brassicales, Cleomaceae. Bases 12 to 572 code for a protein of 186 amino acids. The record is from RefSeq and is a predicted model, not a curated record. The transcript has 2 exons.
ACCCGCAGCAAAUGCAAUAUCCGACCUCAGCCAUGGCGAGUCCCUACCCCAGACCACGACCCGAUCGAGUCCCGCAUCUAAACGACGGCCUGAACCCACAACGUGCUGUCUCUGCAUAUCCCCAUAUCAGUAUGAUGAACCAUCAUCAUGUUCUUACACAUCCGCCUCCGCCGCCGUUAGGGCAACCCGCUCUGUUUGACGACCGAGUUUCUGUUGCAGUUCCUGGAUUACAAAACAUAGGUAACGGUAGCAGUAAUCUGAUGGGAAAUAACGAGGAAGAUAGCGAAAUGAUGGACAGCUUUUUCCAAGGAAACCCUAUUGAUUGGAACCUCGAUGACAUCGGUUUGGUCCCUAUGAUCGAACCGGUAUUGCCCAUUUCCCAUGAUUUAUCUUCUCUCUUACACAAUCCUGAACCCUGUACGGAAAACGUCAGCCAAUAUUUCGACCCACAACCUCCUUCGACAUCAUCUUCCAGUGAUCAGAUGAUACCGAAAUCUGAGUUUCAAGGUGCUAAUCAGCAAGAAAACAUCAAUGGAGGGUUCAACGUUAAUGGCCAUUACAUGAAGAAAUAAGCUCACGCUACAUUUUCCUGGCGUCGAUCGGCUUUCUUUCAAGACGGAGCACUGAUUCACCGGUUAUUGAAGUUUGUAAAUUCAGCUUUUUGUAAGCAACCCAC